CAUUGCUGAAUCUUUGAACUACCUAUGCUAUGCCUUAGUAGUCAAUCGCAGUCCACUCUGCUGAGCAUCUUCUCCCAGGAGUACCAGAAACAAAUCAAAAGAACACACGCCAAGCAUCACACUGCUGAAGCUAUUGAAACUUACUACCAAAGGUACCUGAACGGGGUGAUGAAAAAUGCAGCUGCCCCUGUAUUACUGGAGCUGGCCAAUGAGGUGGACUUUGCCCCAUCAUUAAUGGCUCGUAUUGUGUUAGAAAGAUUUCUACAGGAAAAAGAACAAACCAUCCCCUCCAAAACUUUUAUAAAUAGUAUGCUACGGGACCCUUCUCAGAUUCCAGAUGGAGUUCUAGCAAAUCAAGUCUAUCAGUGUACUGUGAAUGACUGUUGUUAUGGACCACUGGUGGACUGCAUCAAACACGCUAUUGGGCACGAGCAUGAAGUCUUGCUGCGAGAAAUGCUUUUGGAAAAAAAUCUCUCUUUCAUAGCUGAAGAUCAGCUUCGUGCAAAGGGUUAUGACAAAACACCAGACUUUAUUUUAGAAGUGCCAGUAGCUGUUGAAGGACACAUAAUUCACUGGAUUGAAAGCAAAGCCUCCUUCGGUGAUGAAAGUAGCCACCAAGCCUACUUGCAGGACCAGUUUUGGAGCUACUGGAACAGAUUUGGCCCUGGAUUAGUCAUCUACUGGUAUGGAUUUAUUGAAGAGCUGGACUGCCAUCGCGAACGUGGUAUCCUGCUAAAAGACUGCUUUCCCACUGACAUUGUGACUCUGCGGCACAGCAUGGCUCAACGCUGAUGUUGGGAGGAAGAGGGAAUCUAUACCCAGGAAUUUUUCUCUUAACUGACUUUAAGGAAGGAAUCUGUCUUGGCCCCCGUAGGUACUGUAACACACAAUUUUCUGGCGUACUGAAGUCCGAAAGAACAAUGGGCAGGAGCUCUCUGUGUGGGUUACUUCUGAGGAAGAUUACCAUCCUGGUGUUCAAGAAGGGGAGCAAAAAAAAGAUAGAACAGUGCUUCAUACGGGAUCAGUUCCACAAGACAAAUAAAGCACACAAAUGGACAUAAGUUUCCUGCGUACUUAUGUAUCCUUCUAAGAGCAUUGUUUUUCUCAUGUUGGAACCACCGAGAUCAGAGGUACCUUGAAGUGGGUGUUAGCCCUCCUUGAAGUUUUGAGGAGUUCAGUCUCAUUCUGUUUCCAUCCUCAUCGCCACUCAGAGGGGCUGUAUUGGGCCUCAGGUUGGUGCUCUCAGUUAGAGGUUUCUUAACGAUAGCGGCUUAUUGGGCUUGACACUCUUUACAACUCCUUUCUUUGCUAACUGGCAUUUGGGAAAGGACAAAAUAUUUUAAAAAGUCAAUGAGAGUUUUGCAUGUAUGCUCCCUGUAUUCAGAUUUUUGGAGAAGUUAAGCAGAGGUACGGAUUCUGUUGUAGAAUUAAAGGUGUGAUAACAGUCUCCCUAAAGCACAAGCUGAUAACCUCUUCCAUAAGGAAAGGGUCUUUAAAACAUUACAGUCCAUAUUCACCAUCUUUUUCAGUUGAGGUGAUACUUUGUGCGCCUGUAUGAUUUUAAAAAUCACAUGCAGACUUUUUACAGUCUUGCCUUGAGUUAAAAGAGAGGGUAUUAAUCCUAUUCAGUUUUUUCAGCUAUAGUUUUCAGCUGCAUAUGCAGUAUUUUUAUUUUGAAGUUUUAGUUCUCUCUUUAACACUUUUUGGUAAGUUUCAGACAGGAGUUUAUCAUUUUGACUAAUCUUUAAUUUUCAGGAAAAAAUAUCUUUAGUCUUCCUAGUACUCUGUCCCUAGCUGCAGAGACAAGCUAGUAUAGCUCCACUACAGUGAGUUAUUGUUGCAUAGAGAUUAUUUUCUUGGGUUUGAAUGUGUUAUAGUGGAAAGAUUUAUUUUUCAAAAAAUAUUCAAACACCUGUUACUCAUUUAUGUUCAACUAUUUAAGGUAUUGUGCUUAGCUUAUUUUAGCUGACCAGCUUUAAGGAUCUGCCCGUAAAGAUACACAGAAGCAGUCUGUGAAGUAUAUCUGCCCGAUGCUACACAGAAGCUGCAUUUAGGGUGUUGCUGCCACUGGGACUUUUAACUGUGGUUUAGGUUAGCCGAAUGUGUAAAAUCAAGAAGAGAAUAAAAAAUAAGAAAUAACUGAACAUUAUUGUAGUAGAAAAUUUAGAAGUAAUGGUUGUCUGUGUGAAAUGGGUUUUAAGGGCAAACUGAAUUCGUUUUAGCUAGUGCAUAUGCUUUCUGUUGUAUGAAAUCAUUUAAAUCAGCUUUUACAUGAUGCACUAAUGCUGCUUUUUCUUUUUGAAUAAAUUAAAUUUAUCUGCACAGAUGUUGAAAAUUCUGCUCAACCUCCAUCAAAGCUUUGCUUUAUUUGUUUUUGCGUUAAACAAAUUUAUGUGAGGACACACAGAUAAAUCAUGUUAGGCUUGUAUUUGUUUAUUUAUUCCUCUACCUAAUGCUGUGAUAUAACAGGUUGGAAAGCAGUACAGCUGUCUUUAAUCAAAGCUUUGACCUUAUCUUUAUAUAUUGCCCCCUUUUAAGAAUCUUCGUAUUAGAAUGAGGAUGAAGUAAGCCACGAAAGUGUACAUACUGUACUAAUUUCAUUACACACUAUCGAACAAGCUUUGCCACCACAAGAAUUACGCUAUGUCACUAUUUUAAAUGCUGAAAGCAGAACUUUAAAAAAAUUAAGACUGCUUUGUUAUUCCUACUUGUAUCUUGCAAAAAACCCUCAUUUGUGUAUUUUCUCUGUCAGAUGUAAAUAUCAACUUUAAUAUUAAAGAGGAGAGACU
Messenger RNA from Pygoscelis adeliae (Adelie penguin), 2789 nucleotides. It is a transcript of the gene CDIN1, whose product is annotated as chromosome unknown open reading frame, human C15orf41. Gene Ontology annotation, cellular component: nucleus; cytoplasm. Gene Ontology annotation, biological process: erythrocyte differentiation. NCBI's taxonomy places the organism in Eukaryota, Metazoa, Chordata, Aves, Sphenisciformes, Spheniscidae. The record is from RefSeq and is a predicted model, not a curated record. The transcript is spliced from 12 exons. Bases 25 to 792 code for a protein of 255 amino acids.